AUGCAUCUUGACCCCACCACUGAAGGACCUUCACAAGCGUCCACACAUCCCAUGGCCACCAUAGAUGACAAAGAUAAGAAGGAUCCACAUGGCUACUUUGAGUCUGGCCAUUCAGACGAGAGUUCUCGAUUGCUAGGCGAAGGUUCGUCCUCUGGUGCUCAGCCUUUAGAAACAGUGCCUGCAUACGAAGAAAUGCACAGAGACCUACCUCCAGAGUUUCAACUAUACCAUGCUGAUUAUGAAACCACCUCAAGCGGCGAUAUUUACUCUCAUGACAAGCAUUUGAAUGAAGAUGGGGAAGCACUCUACCAGUUCAUACUCUCGCGAGCCAAAGUUCCUCCCAACUUUAUUCUCAAGUGUCGUGGCACUCAUCCCGAGACGCGCGUACGUCAUGUAACCCGAACCGAGACCACCGAUAACAGGACCGUUACCCGAACCGAGCCUGAGAUGCACACCGAGACCAUUGUCGACUUCGACUUUGCUAUCGAUAUCUCUGAACACCUCCGACAGCUCCCUCCUGUGCUCUGGACUGUUCCCGACGACGAGCCGACUUACCGCGGUCGAAUGAAACGCGAAGUGCUGACAGAUACUAUGGGCGGUGUUCGUCGCGUCUCGAGGAGAAUUCUCAAGGCUGGAAAGGCCUGGAAAGAGACAAGAGAAAAAUGGGGACUGCCGCCUUGGUUGAGCAUGACAGACCAAUUUGACGGUCCACGACGAUCCACGCCAGCCGAUGAGGCUAUGCCAAGUCGCUCCGAACUUACCCUUCGUCAGUGGGCCGAUCGAUACUGUGAAAGCAACAAGAGUAUGAAGUCGUUCAAGUUUCGCAAGGUUGUGUAUGGGUGGAACACUGAGAAGCUUACACAAGCUAUACGGUCAAGUAUACAAAUGGUUACGUACCACAGAACUCCUACUAUCACAGUCCAGUUUGUCACAUCCGCAUCUGAGAUCGAUAUUCGACCCUCAUCCACAAUCUCCCGCGCCUUGUCAAAAACAUGGGUAGUCGUCCUCCUUUGGCUCACGCUGAUAUACCCCUUCAUCUGGAUAUACGACCGACUUCGAGGAGGUCGUUGGGAGGUCGCUGGGUCUGCGUUCCCACUUCGCACGUGGAAACACUGCGGAGAUUCCAUUCCUGGAGAGUCCGCAGAAGCCUAUCGAAGAAGAACGUUCAAGGAAGUUACGGGUGAUGUCAUGAGCUUGACAAGCGAAAGGAGUGAUGGGACUGACGAUCGUAUACUGGCCGAAACCUCAAACGGAGUUAGUCAACUGAUCGGACCCUCGGAAAGAGACUGGUUCCUUACAUGGGAGUCAACGAUCAAACAAUGCGUUACUGCUGGAAUUCAAGAAGCGGCGCCGAUUAUAACGCCUUAUGGCAUGCAUACAUCCGCCCUGCUUGAUGACUUCCGACCUCCAGUAGUUGACCGAUUUUCCAGUUUGGGACUGCAGCGGGACCAUGAAUACAGUGGAUUUGCUGACCUUGGGAUUUAA
Messenger RNA from Rhizoctonia solani, 1485 nucleotides. RefSeq lists its product as uncharacterized. Bases 1 to 1485 code for a protein of 494 amino acids. The record is from RefSeq and is a predicted model, not a curated record. Lineage: Eukaryota; Fungi; Basidiomycota; Agaricomycetes; Cantharellales; Ceratobasidiaceae. The transcript has 5 exons.